GGCUCGGUUUUUUUUCUACCAAAAAAGCCAGCACCUGCGAAACACGCUGGUAGAAAGAAAGCUCGUGUUUCUUCUCCAGAGCGCGUUCCUUUUGAGCCUCUUCUAGAGGGUCAAGAAUCUUCAAAAGCAACACAAACUAGGUAUGAUGAUUAUAUUAGAGCCAUUCAAUGUUUGGAGAAGAAGAUAGAGAAUUUUUUAUUAACGGUUAACGAAUCGGCUAUCUCCGACCUUUGUAAUUUUGUGAAAAAUGCAUAUAAUAAAGGCAUUGAUAAAGAGGAAAAUACAAAAUUUUUCAAAUGUGUCUCCCAAAAAUUGCAACAAGCCAAUCAGAAUCAUAUCGUGUUUCUUAAUUCAAUGGAUUGUACUGACUUGAAACGAACAGAGAAGCAAGUAGUUAGGCAAUUUUUUGGUAGGGAGGCAAUUGAUGAAGACAGUGACAAUGACGAUUGUAGUAACGAAUACCAGGAAGACUGUCAAGAAGAUGAUGAAGCUUCUAUUUGUUCUAUCGACCCAAUUGAGGAUAUUGUUGAUAUGAAUACUUUGGCUCAAUGGUAUGAGUAUAAUUAUCAAAUUAAAGAUGGCCUGAAACCUUUAUCGAAGCUGGUUAUCAUAAUUCAAGAUUUCGAGUGUUUUAUACCAGAAGUCUUAGAAAACUUUAUAUAUAUGUGCAGUCAUUACCAAGAUAGAAUUCCAACUAUAUUGAUGUUAGGAAUAACCACUUGUAUUCGUGGCAUCGACCCACUUCAUGAAAAUUACUCAUAUUCAGUAGUGCGCUUGUUAAAACCCGUGGCGUUCUAUUUGCAGACACAAAAAGCCCGUUGCGAUGACCUUGUAUCUCAGUGUUUGGUAGAAGAUGCCCAAUGUAUGAAAGUCGGUGAAAAUACAUACGAAUUUCUGCUUGAUAUGUUUAUUGGAAGAAAGUUUUCGUUGUCAUUAUUCGUAUCGAGUUUGAAGUAUGCAUUGAUGCACUAUUUUUAUACAAAUCCGUUGAGUAUAUUGACAACUAUUGAACCAGAAGCUAUUCAUUCGAGGCUUGACUUGCUAAACGAAAAUCAUGUAGAAAUGAUACGAAUGCAAAUUUCAUUUAGAGAGUAUGUGGAAUCCAAACUUCAUCAGCCAGCAAAGGCGCGUCAGCUAUUGUGCGAUGAUUACUAUGUAAAAUCCCUUUUACCCACUUUCAGUCAAAAUAUGGCAACAUAUCAUCAAAGAUUUGCUAUUGCAUUGGAACUUGUAAUUUUUCUCCAAGAGUUCCUUCAAGAAUGUUUGAAUUAUGAUGUAAAAAAGUUAAAAUCGAGGUAUGAGUUAUAUUCCAUCGCAUUAAAAAAGCCCGGGCUCGGUGAAAAUGAGUACAUCCAAAUAUUGCUGGAUGAUUUGAUAAAGAUAGAUCCAAAACAAAUUGGAGAAUUACUUCAAAUCUUUGUUUCUUUACUUAAGAAUGUGUUUGAUCAUGUGGAUAAUAUUAAACAAGAAUAUGAGGAUUUUUAUCAAUUUUUGAUUCGAUCAAAGGAGAUUGAAAACGAUUUAACCAGGCCUUCCGCGUCGACUCGCUCUGCAGCAACAAAAAUGAAAAAUAAAGAAUCCACCAUUCUACAAAAGAUCGAAAAGAUCGGUGACGAUUACAAACAAUUAGUUAUCGAUGUUAUAAAUUAUUUGUCAAUAUUUUUUGAUGAAAACUUGCGACAUUAUUCCACCAAUACCCUAUUUGAAAUUUUUUAUUACCAGGAAGAUAUAUCCAUUCUUGAAUGUGCAUUCGUACCAAAAAUACGAUCUGCAAUUCAUGCUGCUCUCGGACUUUCUACCGAAUAUAUAAAUUGUAACUGUUGCAUGGUCGAUUCGGACGAUGAAAGUAAUGAGAAAGAUGAUGAUGAUUGGGAUUCUAGAGAGCAAAUUCUUUCAACGCAUAAUGAUACUUCUAUCCUAUACAAAUUACAUUUACAAUGUGGUAAAUUGAUUAACGUUCGAGAUUGGCUGGAUUCUUUUGAAAAUGUAAUAUCUAAAGAAAAUUUAGAAAAUAGAAAACUUAAUGAAAAGGAGGUCGUGGCGAGAUUUAUAAAAGGAUUUGAAGAACUUAAAUUAAUUGGCAUAAUCGGAUCCACAAGCAGAAAAACAGAUCAUUUCAAAAGAUUGUCAUGGGGCAAAUUAUAA
Molecule: messenger RNA, 2145 nt
Organism: Dentiscutata erythropus
Lineage: Eukaryota; Fungi; Glomeromycota; Glomeromycetes; Diversisporales; Gigasporaceae
Source: the annotation of a GenBank genome assembly